Penicillium expansum is the source of this 1380-nucleotide messenger RNA. Its product is annotated as Major facilitator superfamily domain, general substrate transporter. The transcript is spliced from 4 exons. The coding region runs from base 1 to 1380 and encodes 459 amino acids. The record is from RefSeq and is a predicted model, not a curated record. Lineage: Eukaryota; Fungi; Ascomycota; Eurotiomycetes; Eurotiales; Aspergillaceae.
AUGGCUUUCGAACGUCUGGCCCGGUUCUACCGGUCAUGUCUACUCCAGAUUAUCCUUGUCGGAUUAGUUGCCUUCUGCGAGCCCGGGAUUUGGACUGCUCUCAAUAACCUUGGAGCUGGAGGAAAUGCCAAGCCUUACCUGAACAAUGCCGCCAAUGCCUUGACAUAUGGACUCAUGUCGGUAGGCUGUUUCCUUGCCGGUGGUGUCACCAAUAAGAUUACUGCCAAAUGGACCUUGUUCAUCGGUGCCGCAUUCUACACUCCCUAUGCGGCUGGUCUGUACUGCAACAAUCGUUACGGUAACGAAUGGUUCCUCUUGCUUGGGGCCGCUCUCUGUGGAAUUGGAGCGUCUCUUCUAUGGGCUAGUGAGGCUGCCAUUGCAGUUGGAUAUCCGGAGGAGGAGAAAAGAGGACGCUACGUUGCAAUCUGGAUGAGUAUCCGGCAGUUAGGACCACUUGUUGGCGGUGCCAUAUCCCUCGCUCUCAAUAUCAACGCUUCGCAUGUUGGCAAGGUUACCUACACAACAUACCUAGGGCUUGUUGCCAUCUCAUCCCUCGGAGCUCCAUUUGCGUUGCUGCUAUCACAGCCGCAAGAUGUUAUCCGAAGCAAUGGCACCAAGAUCCCUUAUAUGAAGAAAACCAGUCUCUCUGUCGAGGCUCGCGCUAUCUGGAAGCAACUUCGCAAUAAGUACAUGCUGUUACUCAUCCCGGUCUUCCUUGCGGGACAGUUUGGUGCAACUUACCAGGGAAACUACUUGACAACUUAUUUCACCGUCCGCUCCAGGGCCCUUGCAUCUUUCCUAACCGCCGUGGUCGGCGCCGCCGCUAAUAUCACGACGGGCCUAUUCCUAGAUCUGAAAUUUUUGUCUCGAGGAACGAGGUCUAAAAUUGUGUACAUCUUCGUCCUUGUCUUUGUCACAGGGUCUUGGACAUGGAACGCCAUCGUCGAGACGAAACUCUCCCGCAUGGCCGAGCCACCCGCCUUCGACUUGGGCGAUGGUCCCUUCUUCAACUCGGCGUUCACUGUCUAUAUCUUCUUCCGGUUCUUCUAUGAAGUGCUGCAAACCUAUAUCUAUUGGUUGAUGGCCGAGAUUAAGGGAGCACAGGGAGAUGGCGAUAUCGCCAGAACAACGGGUAUCCUGAGAUCGUGGGAGUCCAUCGGCAGUACGAUUGCUUAUGCGGUCGGCGCAACUCAUUGGCCCAACUUGAACCAGAUGUCACUGGGCUUUGCACUAUGGGGUGCUACGAUCCCAUUCACACUUCUUGCGGUGUUCGGCAAUUGGAAUGUUGCUGAGACACCCGGGGUGGAGGAGGAGGAACAAACAGACAGUAGUAGCUUGGAGGCACAGAGGGUGGUCGUCAAUUCCGACGGGAAAGAUUAG